Molecule: messenger RNA, 2414 nt
Organism: Patella vulgata (common limpet)
Lineage: Eukaryota; Metazoa; Mollusca; Gastropoda; Patellidae
Product: intraflagellar transport protein 74 homolog
Exons: 19
Coding region: 119-1906 (595 amino acids)
Biological process (GO): intraciliary transport involved in cilium assembly; cilium assembly
Cellular component (GO): intraciliary transport particle B; centrosome; cilium
Molecular function (GO): beta-tubulin binding
Source: RefSeq, a predicted model, not a curated record
GGGGUAACUCUCAAAGAAAAGCAACACAUUCCUUUUCAGAUCAAAGAAGUUGACGUUAGAUACGGAUGUAAAAUAACAGAAACUUGUUGAAUUGUUUUAAUUAAGAUAAACGGGAACAAUGAGUAACAGACCACCAAGUAGUAGUGGUGCUAGGCCAAUGACUGGUGCACGGGGUCAGUUGGGAACAUCUGCUGGUCGUCCUGCUGGGACAGCUACAAGAUUAACAACUGCCAUGAAUCCAGGAACUGCUCGACCGGGUACAAGGGGAGGAGCAGUAGCAGGAGGUGUGGCUUUAAAUUCACAAGUUAAUGUAGUAGACCGUCCUACAACCCAGCAAGGUCUAGGAGGAAUGAAAACGGCAGCAAGGGGUAGAAGACAAGUUAUGGACAAAACCUAUUUCUUGGGUUUAUUGAGGAGUAAACUCAAUGAUCUUAAUGGAGAAAUAAAUAAUCUUAACAAAGACAUUGAAAAUACCAAUGAUGAAAACUCUAGUUUUCUUACAUAUGACAAAAGAGCUGAAGUUUUGGCUGGAGAAAUAAGAGAUUUACAGGCUGAAUUGGGAGAUUAUAAUAUUCUGGUAGACAAGUUGACAAUUGAUGAAGAUAUUCAAGAUGUGGAAUUUGAUUGUAAUAAUUUGAAAGCUCAAAAUGAUCGGGAUUCUAAGAAAAUAGAAGAAAUGUUUGAAGUAAAAAAACAGAAAGAAGAAUAUAUAGCUCAGUUGGAAAUGGAAAUAGACCAAGAAAAACGUAUGGCUGAUAAUUUGGUUAAUGACAUGGAUCCUAAACUGAGACAGAAAUAUCAGAAACUGAAGACAUUAAAUGAUCACUUGCUGAAACAAACAGAAAUAGGUCAACAAGAACUUGAUCAGCUUAAUUCUAAAAUUGAAACUUUACAAGAGGAUUUGUCCAUGUCUCAAGUGAAACAAGAAGCUGUAAGAUUAUAUGAACAAAUACAUGAGUUGACAUCAAAGAGAGACAGUUUAAUAGAAGAGUCUAAACAACGUGGUUCACCUGCUGAAGAAAGAGAGAAAUUAUUAAAACAAGUUAAAGAAGAUAAUCAGGAAAUUGCUAGUAUGGAGCGACAAAUAAAAGAAAUAAAUGAGAAAAUAGAAAGUUUACAGGAUGACAUUAACCAGUAUGAUAUGGAUAUUGAAGAAAAUCAAGGAGAAAAAAAUCAAAAAUAUAAAGAGUUAAGGAAAAGAGAAGAAACAAUGGAUGAGUUUUUGGAUACUUUCGAAGAUACCAAAGCUCAAGAACUUAAAAGAAUGACUGAACUACAAGGAGCCAUUGUUAACUCUCUAGAACAUGUCAGUAGGAACAUGGGAAGAUUUGGAAGUUUGCCUACACCAGGAGAACUUGCUACAAUGAAGGAUGAUUUGGCUUUUAAAGAAGAUGAGAUGAAGAAAUCAGAAACAACAACUAUUGGAUUGGCUUCAGAGAGAGACAAGCUUGAACAAGACUUAAAGAAAUUGGAUGUAAUGGAAGAGAAAUUGCAUGCCGAGUUGAGUGUUUUAAAAGAAAAAUCAGUCACAAUGCAGAGAGAUAUAGUUAUAUAUUCUGAUUUGGACAAGUUGAAAGAGCAAGCAGAAGAAAAGAAACAGAAAUUACAAGAUGAUCGAGUUAUUCUACAAAAACGUAGAGAAGCCUUCAAAAAGCAUAUUCAACAGAUGACUGCUAAAUAUGAAGGAUUGAAAUCUCAGUUAAAUGAUAACGAAACAUAUACACAAUUGGCUAAUUUGGAGAGAAAAUGGCAGCACCAUGAACAGAACAACUUUUCAAUGAAAGAAUUCAUUGCAACUCGUACUAUGGAAUGUGAUUACAGACCACUGAGUAAACAAUUUUAUUCUAUGAUGGAUGAGUACAAUCAAAUAUUACAAGACAAAUUAGCAGGAAAGAAAGGCAUGUGAAGCAAUAGUAAAUAUCAUGUACAUAAAUCAACAUUCCAUCCUUAAAUUAUAUUGUAGUCUUAACUUAAUUGCUUGUUUAAGAUCAUUAAAAAUUUAAAACAUAUAAAUUAUUUUUUGCUCAAGACUGUAGUUUAGUAUGUCGAGAGGUGAAGGAAAAUAACAGCCAUUUUUCUGCUUAAAAUAUCCCGAGGGUGAUCGAUAGUUUGACCUGAAUUAAAAUCUGUAAUCAAUAUUUUAAAAACAUUAUUUUGGAUGCACUCCCACCCAAAAAAAGGGUUCGGUUUCCUGUAACGAAUGGAAAAUAGUGUAGUGUCGGUAGGUAGGUUUUUUUGUUUUUUUUCUCUUUUUUUUAAUGCUACAUUGUUAGAUCUAGUAGUAGAUCUACCGUAGCAACUAGCAUAAUAUUCUGUGCGAAAUAAAUCUUCAAUUUUAUGUUAGGUUGAGUCGGCGCUGAGGAACAUGAAGCACGAAUAGAUAGGUGGAUGGAAUUCUUGGAUAAUUGUUUAAA